CCAGGAUCGGAAAUCGAGCCGGGGGCGGGGGGGGCGUGCGGUGAGCGGCGCUCGGCUCGGUACAUGAGGCAAGAUAGGUGAGAAUUAUAAUCAUUAUCAUGGCGCUGGAGGAAGAAGGAAACGUUACUGUAGUUGUCCGAAUACGGCCGCAGAAUCAACGAGAACAGGAGAAUGAUAACCAUGCAGUUGUGGAAGUGGUAGAUGAAAACGUUCUGGUCUUUGACCCAAAGGAAGACACAAACGAUGAUGUGUUUUCUGGAGCUAAGUUCAGAGACCGAGAGAUGCCCCGUCGGAAAAGCAAGGAUCUGAAGUUUGUGUUUGAUAGAGUUUUUAAUGAAACCUCUACACAGCAAGAGGUGUUUGAGUUCACAACGAAACCUAUUUUGGAAGGUGUUUUGAAUGGAUACAAUUGCUCAGUCUUUGCUUAUGGUGCAACAGGAUCUGGGAAGACCCAUACAAUGUUGGGCAGUGCUGAUCAGCCUGGCGUGAUGUAUCACACUAUGAUGCAGCUGUAUGAGAGAAUCGAAGAGAUGAAGGAUGAGAAAAUUUGUGAAGUUGCUGUCUCAUAUUUGGAGGUGUACAAUGAACAGAUUCAAGACCUGCUUGAACCUAAAGGCUCACUGGCUGUAAGAGAGGAUCCUCAGAAAGGAACAGUUGUCCAGAGACUAAGCUUUCAUCAGCCCAAAUCUGCCAAAGAGCUUUUAGAGAUGUUGGCAAAUGGAAACCUGAACAGGACACAACAUCCAACUGACGCAAACGCCACAUCCUCACGAUCCCAUGCUGUCUUUCAGGUCUAUGUGAAGCAACAAGAUCGUAUUGCCAGCAUCAGCAAGAAUUUGCGGAUUGCUAAGAUGUGCUUGAUUGACUUGGCUGGAUCAGAGCGUGCCAAUGCAACAAAGGCCCAAGGAGCACGGUUUAGGGAGGGGGCAAACAUAAACCGCUCACUGCUUGCAUUAGGAAACGUAAUUAAUUCACUGGCAGACAACAAGGCUAAAAAGUCUCAUAUCCCUUACCGGGAUAGCAAGCUGACCCGACUCCUUAAGGACUCAUUAGGGGGAAACUGCCGUACAGUGAUGAUUGCUACUGUCAGCCCUUCAGCCAUCAGUUAUGAAGAUACAUAUAAUACUUUAAAGUAUGCAAACCGUGCUAAAGAUAUCAAAUCCUCUCUGAAGAGUAAUGUUGUGAGCCUGGACUGUCAUAUAAGUAAAUAUGCAGCCAUAUGUGAGGAACUCCGGAAAGAGGUCACACAACUGAAAGACAAGCUGAAGGCCUACGAGGAAGCAAAGUGUACCAUCUCCAAAAUUGAUUGUAGUCCAACCCUGACAAAGCCAUCCAGUCAGCAGCAGCGCUUAGUGAAGUCUUUGCAGGAUGUUUUUGCUGACUGCCAAAUGAUUCAAAAGAGCUAUUUUGACUUGGAAGCGAAUGCUAAGGAAAUGGAGCUGAAAACAUUCUUUCGAUUACGGGACCAAGAGCGGAUUAAAAUACUGUGUUCAGAACAGCGAUUAGAACAGGCCUCCUGUAAAUUUGAGCGUAGCCAGGCAUCCUCCAAUCGGCGGCGUGACCACCUGCUGGAACAGAUGCAACAAGUUGAAGAAAAGCUUAAAGAGAAUGGGAAUCUCCUGUCUGAACUGGGGACUAAAAUAAUUUCAGAUGGCAAAAGUCAAUCACUGGAUCAGGUCUUGAAAUUGAGUUUGCAAAAACUUCUACUAGAGACUGAAAUGAGCAGCUACAAGCAACACAACAAUUACAUGACCCACCUGAUGAUGCUUCAGGAACGAGACCGUCGACAGUCAGAAAAGUUACUGACCACCCUGCUGCAGAUUGUACGUAAGCAGUUUUCCACACUGAAAGAAGUUAACCUUGCAACUACAGAGGCAGUAACACAGUUUGAUGAGCUAGAGCGCCUUGUACGUGGAGAGAAAGCUGUCCUAUGGGCUGAUCAAAUAAAUGCAGAUGAAUGUAAAGAAAAUCAGCCAUCGGAAAUAACAGCUCUUGCUACGCUUUCUAAACUAAAUUUUGUACCUGAAAACCUCUUUGAAUUUACUGCUCCACCUGAAAAAGAAGAUGCAACUACACAAUCAACUGAACAGAUUCUGUUAAAGGCUGGCAUACGGAAACGACCACCUACAAAACGGUGCCUAACAGAGCUCAGGUCACCAUCCAAACAAUCCCACAAGGCACGAUCACCAUUAAAGAGAAGGCGAACGAAAGAUGAGAUUUCUUCAUGUAACUCAGGCAUUGAAGGAUUACAAAGAAAACGCAAAAGGACUAGAACUGACCCAUUGACCAUUGUGCCAAAAAUGUGCACAAAGGAGACCCAACCAUUUUCAAAUCGGAGCAAUACCUUUGGCAACGAAGGAACUAACUUGGUGACCUCAGCUCAACAACGCAUAAAAAGAAACUGCCCACUAACUGUCACCAAGGAGCGAAUUGUUCCAACCAUCAUCACUCCCAAUGGCCGUAAUUUCCCCAUGGCCACCUGUGUUUCCAUGGCAGCCAAGAAUCCAAAUUUGAAUGAAACCUUCGAAACCACAGAUGCAGGUGAUCACGCUUGCUUAGAUUCAACCAUAACCAUUGGUCCUUCAACAGCUCAGAGACCAGAAGUCACUGUGAGCCAUGACACCUUUCCGCAGACCAAUAAUUCAUUUCUACAGAGGUUGGUGCUGCCACACUUAGCAUCUCUGAGUCAGCCCGGAGCGCUGUUCAGAGGCAGAAAUCCACCAGUGUCUGCCACUAGGCCAACAAUGCAACGGAAGAGAAGGUCUUUAAGUGGCAUCUCAUCCCACAUCAAUGGCCAGAAUAAAUCUAGGAGGUCACAAGUCUGCAAAAAUCGACCAUUGUCAGCACGAUACAGCAGCCCAAGGUUACGUCCGGUGGGCAAGAAAAGUACGAUCAGCAGUGAGUUCCCAACAUUCCCAGUCAGCCAGGACUUCAAAUUCCUGCCGCAAUCCAAUUCGAAGAAUUCAAAUAAAGCAUUUGCUUUCUGACCAGUAUCUCCUCUGAAGGCAUGAUACAGUAAUUAAUUGUGUUUGCUUGUUCUUGUCUAGAUUCUGCAUAAGUUAUCAUCUUACAGUAUUUUGAAUAGUGUUAAUUCUUUUAACUUUUUUCAACCUUGUUAAGUCUUGCAUUGAUGCCUUUUUCCCCAUCAUAAUUCACCACUUUUCUCCAAGAGGGUAUGGAGCUCUAGAUCAUGGAUAUCUCUGUGGUCAUUCUCUGCCUCGCUCUGUAGAUGGCCAGCAGGAAAUUUGAUUGUGAACUGUGUUUUAUCAUGUACCCUGAUGGAGUUGUGUGCUGUGCUCCAGUUUCAUCUUAUGGUCUUGCUGAAUUCUGGUGAAAUUUUCCCAAUGAGCAAGGUAGCCUUAUCGCAAAGCUGUACAUGGCUUUUGAAAGAUUGUACAGUUGCUUUUUAAUCUUUGUUACCCAUUAUUAUAUCACUCAGCUUUGCUGUAAAUCUGCUUUCUUAUUACUUUACAAAAUAGAAUGCUAUUUUAUAGGGAGAACUGAUUUUAUCUACUUGAUAUUGGAUGUGCUAAAGCCAUUUAAACUGCAGGCAUAUUUGGGAAUUUGCAAAAUGGAUGAGAAAUAAGUCCUAUUAAAACAUGACAAAGGGAUUAUUUAGAUGAAAAUUAAUUGGACAACAAGCUCCUUACUCCUUAUCCUUUAACAUACAGAAUGACUUCCAAGAGUAGCUGUCAGAUCCAGAUCAUAAGGUGCAAAGAAGUGUUGCACUUCCCAAAUCUUACUCAGAUAUCCAGCUGGGUUCACAGCUUCAGCUACCUCUGCAAUGUCCUGCGACUCUGUUCCCCAGAGUGUGUUGCAGUCAAUGGCAUUCUGUAAAACAAAUCUCUGCUGAUCUUGGUAGUUUUUCUUUUCUCUGUUUAGCAUUUUCUGGUAGCAUAUGUUGCACAGGGGUGAUGUUUUACAGUACGAUACACCUUUGACAGAGCAGAGAUAAGUUUGUGAUGGCAUGGUUUCUGCUUUUUGAUCUGUGGCAUAGGAUUCAGUUCCACUGCCUUUGUUGAGAUAUAUUGAUCUUAUCCAAUGUUGGUUACCUUCUUGUGUGGCAGUUUUCAGAGUGAGGAAUGCAGCAUUGUAUAGCAUGAGGAAGGGCAGUAUUCUUUCUAUUUGAAUGAAGCCACAACUUUUUUUUUACAUGAAACAGAAAAUGCUAGAAAUACUCAGCAAGUUUUGGCAGCUGCAUCUUUGGAGAGAA
Molecule: messenger RNA, 4213 nt
Organism: Carcharodon carcharias (great white shark)
Lineage: Eukaryota; Metazoa; Chordata; Chondrichthyes; Lamniformes; Lamnidae
Product: kinesin-like protein KIF18A
Exons: 17
Coding region: 99-2987 (962 amino acids)
Biological process (GO): microtubule-based movement
Molecular function (GO): ATP binding; microtubule motor activity; microtubule binding
Source: RefSeq, a predicted model, not a curated record